AUGACUGGGGAUAAGAAGAAGUAUGACCUCGAGGCCGGCAGCUGGCCACAAUCCCAGCUCGGCUCCCGCAUAUCCUUUGUCUCCAGCUGGCGGUCACGACCAACGAAUCAUGGGAUUAGCAGUAAUCGCAGCCGGCUCCGGUUUUAUGAAAUAGUGCGGUCUAUCAGUGACAUGGACGCGCGGUCCCGGUAUGAGCAAGAAGAGGCAGACAGUGGAUUACCAACAAGCGACACGCCAGACUCCGAGUCAACUCAUGGCGGUUCGGAGAAGCAGAUCAUAUCGUGGGAGGAGAACGACCAGGAGAAUCCAUACAACUUCACGGAUAAGAUACUAAUUCAAGUAUCUACCAUGUUUUUGGUCGUGAACAGCACCAUGGGAAGCUCUUUGCCCAGCAUGGCAAUCCCUUAUAUCGCCGAGGAAUGGGGAAUCACGUCACAAGAGCAGAUGAUACUCCCCCUUUCGACCUAUCUCAUCGGCUACGUCCUUGGGCCGAUCAUAUGGGCUCCUAUGAGCGAACAAUUUGGACGGCGUAUUAUCACCUGGUCAACUUUCGGCAUGUUCAUAAUUUGGACGAUGGCUUGCGCUCUCUCUCCAAACUGGCCUUCACUUCUGGUAUUCCGACUCUUCGCGGGUGCCUUUGCAAGCACUCCCAUCGCGGUUGUUCCUGGCAUACUUGCUGACAUAUACAAAACCCCAGUCAAGAGAGGAGGUGCCAUGAGCUGGUUCAUGGCGACAACAGUUUUCGGACCACUAUUUGCCCCUAUUAUUUCCGGUUUCUGCUCAACCUCGCUAGGAUGGCGCUGGACGUUUUGGGUCGCCCUUGUAUACGCCGGUUUGACUCUGAUCCCUGUCUUCUUUCUCCCAGAGACACAUGGCUCGACCUUGCUCCGGAAGCGGGCGCGGAUGAUGCGCAAGACCGAUCCCAAAGCCCAUGUUUACGCUGCAUCCGAACUCGAGAAGCGUGACGUCAAGCAACUCAUAACCGUCGUUUUGAGUCGACCGAUACGCAUGGUCACCACCGAACUCAUUGUCAGCUGUACCUGCUUGUAUCUUGCUCUGGUCUACGCCAUAUUCUACAUGUAUUUUGAGGCCUUCCCUAUUAUCUUCCAGCAGCUUUACGGUCUCUCAUCGGGAGUGACGGGACUGUGUUUCCUUCCAAUAGGUGGUGGUUGUCUCCUGACACUUCCAAUAUUCUUCUAUUACGACCGCGUGUUAGCCCGCGCACGAGCACGCGACGCACCCUGGACGAAGCAGGAAGAGUACCGUCGUCUGCCACUUGCAUGUCUAGGAGGCCCCUUAUUUGUCAUCUCGCUAUUCUGGCUCGGCUGGUCUGCCAGGCAGGACAUCCACUACGUUUCACCACUACUAGCUGGCAUACCGUUCGGGAUGGGGUUUCUGCUCAUUUUUAUGGCUUUUCUCAACUACCUCACCGACGCCUACGAGAUAUUUGCUGCUAGUGCCAAUGCAGCCGCCAGCACUUCGAGAUCCCUGCUUGCCAUUGUGCUCCCGCUUGCCACCACACCUAUGUUCAGCCACCUGGGUAUCUCAGGUGCGUGUAGUCUGCUUGGCGGCUUCAGUGCCUGCAUGUGCGCAAUUCCCUUCAUAUUCAUCUGGAAAGGAGACCGCAUUCGCGCAGGGUCAAAGUUCUGUAUCGCUUUGAAAGAGAGGAAGGCCGAGAUGGAGCGCAAAGCCGCGGCGCAGCAGCAGAAGCGCAAGGAGUCUGAGGAACCAACGCAACAAAUCGCGGAAUACCGUAAGCGAAUCCCGGGCGAGAGGACGUCAAGACCUCACCCAAAGGCUAGCCGUGAGAGGUCAAGCCAGGGAACGAGAGACAAAUACGCGACCAGAAAAAAGUCACCCAUGCAGGGGUCCCCGUCUCCCGGACGGAAAUACUACAGAGACCCCAGGUUCAGACAAGAACAGAUCACUGACGUGGCGUGGUCGAAAGAUGUACCAGCAUGGGUGCAUCAUUUCGGAGACAAGGUAUCGAGGGAUACCAUGUCAGGAGGACUAAUCUCAGGAUGGGGCACGCCUCGAGGUGAGUCCUCGGGGACGAAGGUAUCAGGAGGAAGCACCCCUUUAGGCGAAUCAUCGGGUACAAAGGUCUCAGGAGGCAGCACGCCGCGAAUGAAAGUUUCUGGACAAUCGAUGGUGAGGGACCAGGGGGUCAACACGGUCGACCAAGGCGUACAGACGGAUGUGGAGAUUAUGCUCCGCAUGGAGGAGAAGAAGUACCCGGAAAAGGCCGAAAAGGAAAAAAAGAAGAGGAAGACUUGGAGUUAAUUCUGGGAAUGGUAGC
Pseudomassariella vexata is the source of this 2299-nucleotide messenger RNA. Its product is annotated as major facilitator superfamily domain-containing protein. Gene Ontology annotation, biological process: transmembrane transport. The transcript is spliced from 3 exons. Gene Ontology annotation, molecular function: transmembrane transporter activity. NCBI's taxonomy places the organism in Eukaryota, Fungi, Ascomycota, Sordariomycetes, Amphisphaeriales, Pseudomassariaceae. Bases 1 to 2283 code for a protein of 760 amino acids. The record is from RefSeq and is a predicted model, not a curated record.